AUGUUCUCGUUCCAGGUCUUUCCUGACCGCAUCGGUCAUAAGCUGCAGUGGCCAAAAAAUACGGACUAUAUUAAUUACAAAGUCCGGCCGCCAUUGUUCUGGCCAGAGAUCAUUUUCUGGUUCGCAUUCUUCAUCGGUUGGCAGUUUGCCAUACGCGUAAUCCUACAUCAUUUAGGAUUCCAGUGUGUGACAACUGCUGAAGGCGGUCCGAAUGCAGUGGAAGUCAUCGUGCAGAGCAUUAUUUCCCGCUUCAGCCUCCUCCCAGCCGCGGUCAUCUUUUUACUUUCGGGACAGGGGUUCACCAGGGUGCAGACAACAAGACAGGAGAUGGCGCGCAUCCGUGUAGCGUCGCUCGAGAUCGCGCAUACGCUCAUCAAGUUCACCAACCCACCGCUGGAUGCCCAGUCUGCUGACGAUUUGCCGCUGCUUGUUUAUGAGUUUCUGUCACUGCUCACUGUGUAUCCCGUUACACUCGUGCAAGAAUUCCGGGGAAACUUCACCCGCGGUUCAGUACUGUGUAACUGCGAGAGACACGCCAGAUUCGUGCGCGAUUCGCGCCGCGGCCACACUGGUAUCGUCUGGGCUCCUGGAACCGGCCACGACAGCACUGGAACCGGGCCAGGGCCUGGAGGCAAGCAGAUUAAUUCUGACCUUGCAAAUAUAAUCCGUGAUCGCCUCGACAUGAUCGCUUCGGCGUCGCAGGAAUGUGCAGUAUACGCAGCACCGGACGUCGUGCCAAGAUGUAUGCUCUGCCUUGCAGUAAUUUGCAGCAUGAUCGUGAUUCUCGCUCUUCCCAUCCAUACGUGCGCGUGGACUGAUGGCUCACUGCCAGUUGCCCACCAGGUGGUGCCCAUGGCGCUAGUUACAAUGACAUGCGCGGGCGCAAUGAUAAUUAUCAGAGAGAUGUGGUCAUUCUGGAAUCCCGUUGGAAGGGCGAUGAAUUCAUUUUCAUGGACGCUGGGCAUUGCCGCAGGGAUGGAUUUAAUGGUGAAUGAUUUCUACGUCCGGGGGAGACCGGACCGUGAGCACGGGUUUGAGCUGGCUGGUGAGGUAUAG
Messenger RNA from Akanthomyces muscarius, 1056 nucleotides. RefSeq lists its product as uncharacterized. Bases 1 to 1056 code for a protein of 351 amino acids. The transcript is spliced from 5 exons. Lineage: Eukaryota; Fungi; Ascomycota; Sordariomycetes; Hypocreales; Cordycipitaceae. The record is from RefSeq and is a predicted model, not a curated record.